Trypanosoma cruzi is the source of this 2028-nucleotide messenger RNA. Its product is annotated as urocanate hydratase, putative. Bases 1 to 2028 code for a protein of 675 amino acids. The record is from RefSeq and is a predicted model, not a curated record. Gene Ontology annotation, biological process: L-histidine catabolic process. The transcript has a single exon. NCBI's taxonomy places the organism in Eukaryota, Euglenozoa, Kinetoplastea, Trypanosomatida, Trypanosomatidae. Gene Ontology annotation, molecular function: urocanate hydratase activity.
AUGACUUCCAUGAAGAAGGUCCUGACGUCUCUUGCUGUAGGCAUCCCGUCGCCACUCCCGCCGCCGUGCAAGGAACUUGACGAAAGUGUCCCCCAUGCGCCAAAACGAACGCCCAACCUUUCACCGGCGGAUCGUCGCCAGGCAAUUGCAAAUGCCCUGCGUUACUUCAACACCGCCGAUCAUGAGGUCCUCGCGGAGGAGUUCAGCAGGGAACUGGAUGAAUACGGCCACAUUUACAUGUACCGUCUCCGCCCCACCCAGUACGAGAUGAGGGCCUACCCCAUCACCGACUAUCCCGCUAAGAGCAAGUAUGCGGCGGCGAUGAUGAUGAUGAUUAUGAACAACCUCGAUAAUCGUGUGGCCAUGUUUCCCCACGAACUGAUCACCUACGGUGGCAACGGUGGUGUGUUCAACAACUGGGCACAGUUCUGCCUAACGAUGAAAUAUCUAUGCGAAAUGACAGACCAUCAAACCCUGGCGCUCUAUUCUGGCCAUCCAUUGGGUUUAUUUCCAAGCCACCCUGAUGCCCCUCGUGCAGUGAUUACAAACGGUAUGAUGGUCCCGAACUACUCUACCCGUGAACAAUAUGACCGACUGUACGCGAUGGGAUGCACACAAUAUGGUCAGAUGACAGCGGGCUCCUUCUGCUACAUUGGCCCACAGGGAAUUGUCCAUGGUACUACCAUCACCUUCCGCAAUGCAGGACGCAAAUACCUUGGUGUAGAGGACCUUGCUGGAAAAGUCGUUUUGACCAGCGGUCUUGGCGGCAUGAGUGGUGCGCAGGGAAAGGCUGGUGUUAUUUGCGGUGCCGUUGUCGUUGUGGCUGAGGUUGACCCCAAUGCCCUGUACAAACGGAAGGGACAAGGAUGGUUGAUGGAGGUGGAAACAGAUGUGGAGGCCCUUCUUAGGCGUGUCCGCGCAGCUUCUGCUGCAAAGGAGGCUGUCAGCAUUGGCUUCCUUGGCAACGUCGUCACCGUGUGGGAACGUCUGGUGAAGGAAAAGGAUGAGAUUGUGCACCUUGGCUCCGACCAAACGAGUUGUCACAACCCAUUUAACGGUGGCUAUUACCCUGUCCAGCUCACCUUUGAAGAAAGCAAGAAGAUGAUGGUGGAGGAUCCAGCCAUGUUCAAGGAACUAGUUCAGGAGUCCCUGCGCCGUCAAGUCGCAGCGAUCAAUGAAAUGUCCGCACGCGGCUUGCGCUUCUGGGAUUAUGGCAACAGUUUUCUGCUGGAGGCCUCCCGUGCAGGGGCAGAAGUGUGGACCCCCGACGACACGGUGAGAAGCAUCAACCGUUUCCGUUAUCCAUCAUACGUGCAGGAUAUUAUGGGCGAUAUCUUUGCACUUGGCUUCGGCCCCUUCCGCUGGGUGUGCACCUCGUGUCUGCCGGAAGACCUUGAGCUCACCGACCGCAUCGCCACGGAAACGCUGGAGAAGCUGAUGAAGGACGCCUCCACUAAGUCGCAGAAACAAAUCUCCGAUAACCUUCUUUGGAUUAAACAGGCUGGGGAGAACAAACUUGUUGUCGGCUCGCAAGCACGCAUUCUCUAUGCCGACUGUGAAGGACGGCAGACAAUCGCCAAGAACUUCAACGAUGCCGUUCGCGAUGGUCGACUGAAGGGUCCGGUGGUGCUUUCGCGGGAUCAUCACGAUGUGAGCGGCACCGAUUCACCCUUCCGCGAAACCUCCGACCUGUACGAUGGAUCCUCCCUUACUGCAGACAUGGCGGUGCAGAAUGUGAUUGGUGACGCCUUCCGUGGUGCCACUUGGGUGUCGCUGCACAACGGUGGUGGCACAGGCUGGGGCGAGGCCACGAACGGUGGCUUUUGUCUGGUACUAGACGGUUCCGCCGAUGCAGAACGUCGUGCCAAAUUGAUGCUUUUGUGGGAUGUCUUGAACGGUGUGACCCGUCGUGCGUGGAGCGGAAAUGCGUGUGGCCAUGAGGCUAUGCUGCGGGCGGUAUCCCGCGUGGAGGGAUUGCAUGUCACUGUUCCCCAGCAUGUUCAUCCCGAUGUGCUUAAGAAGUAUUAG